This is a messenger RNA of Anopheles nili, 3839 nucleotides long. RefSeq names its product protein unc-13 homolog 4B (gene stac). Lineage: Eukaryota; Metazoa; Arthropoda; Insecta; Diptera; Culicidae. The coding region runs from base 1 to 3501 and encodes 1166 amino acids. The transcript has 10 exons. The record is from RefSeq and is a predicted model, not a curated record.
AUGGACGAGGAAGCGAUGUGGAAAGGUUUCUACGACAAGAUUCAGGAGGAAAAACAGAAACCACCGACCGCGACUCAAUCCACAAUUCAAGAGCUCGAUGGUGGUUUCUUCGAGAAGUUUGGCUCAAUCUUGCGCCAAAAGUCCAUCCAACACGAUGAAAGCGUCCAGGCCCGGCUGGAACCGUUCCCGGACGAAAACGAAGCGGAAGAUGAACCGCAACCGGCGUCUUCCACGCUUCCACCCGUUGCCGAAGCGGACGACAGUGGGAACGAAACCCUGCUGGACGAAAGCGAUUCCGAGGACCAGCAGGAAAAGCAGGCCCUGUUCAUCGAGGAUGUGUUUGGAUGGAACAUUGAGGAGCUGUACGAAGAGAUCUUGUUCGAGAGCAUUCACAAUGUGGGCUGCGACGAUGAGGAGCUCAACAUGGACGUGCUGAUCCCGUACGUGCAGGAAGCAUUUAAGAUGUCGGACGAGAAGCACAACGAAAUCAUGCAGAUCGCGCGCAACAAGGAAGCGCCCGAAAUUCGGCUGAACGUCGAGAUUGUCGAGGCGAAGGACCUGGAACCGAAGGACUCGAACGGGCUGUCCGAUCCGUUCGUGACGAUGUACAUUGCGUCCAAUCCGAACCAUCGCUACAACACCUCCGUCAAGGCGGGAACGCUGAACCCAACGUGGGAGGAACAUUUUUCACUGCCAAUCGCAGAAGAUGCGAACGAUGCUAACCUUAUUGUGGAGGUGUGGGACUUCGAUCCAGCAGAAACGGUAAAGGAGAAGAUGAACAAGUUGUUUGAGGUUAAGGGCGUGCGUGGACUGCGGAAACUCAUGAAGGAGAUCGCACAAACUGCUUCCACUGGAAAGCACGACAAUGAACUGAUCGGUCGUGCGAGUAUUCCACUUAAGUCCAUACCAGCGUCCGGGAUGCUGAUGUGGUACAAUCUGGACAAGAAGAACAAGCUACGUCGUCAGGGUACGAUACGCAUUAGACUGAACUUUAGCUCGGAGAAAAACAGCCAAGUAGCGGCUCAGGAACAUAGACAUUUGUUGCGCAUUUUGCUGCUGCACGAGCUGGAAUCGUCGAAGGUGGCACCGUACUGGUGGUCCGGCAAGUUUACGAUCCAGGGCGAUGCUGUCCUAACGCAACAUUCGGCCCAGAGCGGUCUCUCCUCGACGACGGAAGCCUUUAUUCAGUGGUCCGUCUUCGCCACGAUCCAUCAGGAUCAUCCGCUGUCGUUCGUGUUGUUUGACACGCUGCUGGAAAAGCUAGUCCGCCCGAUCCAAACCCUCUCGGUGUCGGAGGACGAGCUGAAGACCUUCUGGGAGGCCACUAAGAAACUGUUGCCGUCGUGCUUCUCGGCAAUUCGCAAACUGCGCAAGAAAAACACGAGCGAUAAGUCGAUUAUUAAAACACUACAGGGAGUGCUGAACAUUAUCGCUAAGGUCGCUCUUCUCGAGCCACCAGAGGGCACGGAUCUGUUUCCGGUGCAGACGUACGGAUGGAUCCGGCGAGCGAACGACAACGAACCGAACUGGGACAUCCGUGAGGCGCUUGCCAGUGCCGUCGUUUCUGGGGCGGAAGAUUGGUUCGGUAGCAUCAAGGAGGGACACUUUUUGCAAUCCGGUUCGGACGAGGAUCGACUGCAGAACUUGAUCAAAAUCAUUCAGCUCGUACGGUCGGAUAUUCAAAAAUCGAUCGAAUACUACGACAAAACCUUUCAAGAAAUUAUGCAUUUUUCAUACACCAAGGAACUGUACAUUACGUACGAGUUGAAGCUGGCGGAGCUCAUCAAACCGACGGUGGAGGAUAUCUGCCGAAAGCUGAAGCGUAUCGAUCUUCCCGAAACGACAUCACGCCGCGGUGGAGAUAGUGGUUUUAUCGAGUACGAGGAUAUCAACAUGGGCACGACGCUGUUUGAGCUGUACCUGGUACUGAAACGCUUCUGCACGCUCGGAACUGCGCUUAGUCCUGGCGAGAACAACUUUGCCAUCGACGAGUACCAUCGGUGGUUCACGAUCGGCGUUACCCACUGGCUGGACAUUGCCGUGUAUAAGGCUCUAACGCGCAUCCAAAAGGCGAUCGAGCUCGAUAAGCUGCAACCGGAGGACGUGACGGUCAAGUAUUCGUCCUCGGCUGUCGACACGCUGGCCAUUUUCUAUCAGAUCAAAAUCUUCUGGCAGCAGUUGGCUUGGCCAGACGUCGAGGGAGCGUACAUUUUUGUGGCCAAAAUCGUGGACGACAUUUGUCGGUGUUGCGUGUUUUACGCGGAUCGUAUGUCUGCGCGUGUGGAGAACCUUGGCGUGGUAGAGAACGUGUACGAGAAAAAGUUCGAGGUAACGACGGAGUGGUGCCUUGCCAUCAACAACAUCGAUUACAUCCGGCAGAGCCUUAAACCGUUCGCCGCGGAACUCGGAGUGGACGACAUAGUGACCAAGCUGGGCGAUGUCCAGAGCAGCGUCGAAGCUGACCGUUGCAAGGAAACGUUGAGAGCGGUGCUGGAAAAUGCGAUCGAUACGGAGCGCAACAAAAUCCUGGAUCUGGUGGAGAAGCUGGCGCGCAAGAUGGUACCGGUGAUGCGGCGAUUCCUGGUCGAGGGUGCCGAACUGCUGCAGCAGGACUCGAACUCGCUUGAUCGGUUGAUGAUGUACAUGGAGGAAUCGCUUAGCGUGCUGCACGCGGAACUGAACGAAACAAACUUUGAGCGGGUCCUGGAUGCUAUCUGGGCCGAGUUGACGACGAUCCUGUACGACCUUAUCCAGAGUAAUUUGGACAAACGACGACCGCCAUCGUUCUUCGCGAACCUCCGCGAUACGCUCCACCUGAUGGUGGCCAACUUUAAGACGGCGGAAAACCGUGAAUCGGAAAACGCGACCGACAAGGACACGCUCGUCCACAUCGAGCGGUUGCUGCAGCUGCACGGGUACGAAACGACCGAUCUCAUCCAUCAGUAUUACUUAGAUAGGCUAGAGGAGCAGAACCAAACCGAUGCUUCGACAUCAGGCUACGGCAUGCUGACGGUGCAGUGCUUCUUCAAGGAGAACGUGCUCGAGCUGGAGAUCGUGAACGCCCGCAACCUGAAGCCGAUGGACGGUAACGGAUCGUGCGAUCCGUUUGUGCGCAUCCACUUUCUGCCCGAGGAACGGUUCGUCGGUGUGGCAAAGCCAAAAACACAGUGCCAGAGCAAAACGCUGUUCCCACUGUUUGAUGAGAAGUUUGUGAUAACCUUCACACCGGAGCAGCGUGCUGUUUCGAACGCAGUGAUUAUGUUCAGCAUCAAGGAUAAGGACCUGUUCGGUAUGUCGAACCAGUACCUGGCCGAGUGCUACCUCAGUUUCAACGACAUCGCGGACAUUUCGGGAGACACGGGCAAAAUCGAGCAGAAGCAUCUUGUCCUAACUCGGCCGCAGCGCAUGGAUAUCGAUUGUCUUCGCGCGCUCGAGUACCGCCAGGGUGAUAAGCAAGCGAAGGAGUUUAUCAAAAAAUUGAAACAGAAAAUGGGCCAAUAAGGAGGGCAUCGCUGCGCCAAGGUAUACGUUGGGAUUGAUAGCAAUACCACGCAGGGGUGAUCUGUUGGUCGUAUUUAUUAUUGUCUAUGGUAUCGAUGUAGAGGCAUAGAAAAUAUAAAAUUACUAGAGCAGGAUUACGCUGUAAAUGACGGCGGGCAAAACUGUCGAGAAAUCGUGUCCACUUUCGUAUCCGGUAGAAAAGAUUUUGUACGAAUUAUUGGAGAAGUUGAUGACUGUGAAAUUUCGUGUGCGGUGACGGCUGUGGGUGAACAAAAAUUGUGUGUAACUUGACGAAAAUAAAAUAUAAUCUGUAUAGUAUGUGAAGUCUUGUUUUUAAA